AUGUGUGUUGCUGAGAGAAUUAAGGACAACAGUAAAACUGCAAUACCUAUUAUGUUUAGUGGAUCGGCUGCAGUUGUGGGAUUGUUGAAAAGGACGAGAGGAGUUGAUGAUGAGAGUCAGGGGUCAAGAGUUAAGAAGAGAAAGAGGCUGAAUGUAACCCCUGGAAAGAGUUAUGAAGAGAUAGGACCAGAGUUUAACUUAGGAUUCCAUGUUCCAAGCAAAGAUCUCUGUGACACAUGCACAAAAUUUGACAUGAAAAAAGAAUCAGGAACUUUUCAUCCUUCAGAUGAAGCAGAGUUGAUUAACCACCUUCGAAGAAAAGAACAAGCAAGAACAGCAAAAUCAGUAGAUAAAUUUGUUGGUGAUACUAUUACAGCAGUGUUUGACUUGCAACAGGUUAUGGUAGCUCCAAAACUGUUUGUUGGGUCAGGCUAUUAUCUUAGAAAAUUGAAUGUUUACAAUUUCACAGUACUUGAACUACAAACUUUACAAGGCUUUUGCUAUACUUGGCAUGAAUGUGAAGGCAAACGUGGGACUAAUGAAAUUGCAUCUUGUUUACUGAAAUGGUUAAAAGCUAAGGAUAAUGAAGGUUAUCAUUCUGCAAUUCUAUACAGUGAUUCCUGUGGUGGCCAAAAUAGGAAUAGAAUUAUGUGCAGUGCAAUACUGCAGUUUUUAAGUCAGGCACAGAAUAUAGAAUUUGUUGAACAAAAAUAUUUUGAAUCUGGCCAUAGCCAAAAUGAGUGUGACAGUAUGCACUCUUGCAUUGAACGGGAAUAUAAAUCAUCCAAUGUUUUUCUACCUUCUGCCUAUCACGAGAGCAUGCGGAAGGCAAAUAAAAAAACAGCCUUAUAUAGUAAUCGAAAAUACUCAUAA
This is a messenger RNA of Lottia gigantea (owl limpet), 873 nucleotides long. RefSeq lists its product as hypothetical. Bases 1 to 873 code for a protein of 290 amino acids. The transcript is spliced from 3 exons. The record is from RefSeq and is a predicted model, not a curated record. NCBI's taxonomy places the organism in Eukaryota, Metazoa, Mollusca, Gastropoda, Lottiidae.